AUGCUCCAGGAGAAGAGCCUGUCUGAAGCAGAGGACGGGUUCGCAGCCCCCCAGCCCCCCGGCCAUGCCGAAACCACAGCCAGCUCCCCGGUUCUCGGUGUCGCAGGAGUCAGCAGCACGCCUCUGAACAGUCCACAGGUUCCGGAUCCAGAGCAGACCAUCGAGAACAUCAAGGUCUACUUGCACGAGAAAGAGCUAUGGAAGAAAUUUCACGAAGCUGGCACUGAAAUGAUAAUCACGAAAGCUGGGAGGAGGAUGUUUCCGAGUUACAAAGUGAAAGUCACGGGGAUGAACCCCAAAACCAAAUACAUCUUGCUGAUCGACAUUGUCCCGGCAGACGACCAUCGGUACAAAUUCUGCGACAACAAAUGGAUGGUGGCAGGAAAGGCUGAACCGGCGAUGCCCGGGCGAUUGUACGUCCACCCAGACUCACCGGCCACCGGAGCCCAUUGGAUGCGCCAGCUGGUGUCCUUUCAGAAACUCAAGCUCACUAACAACCACCUGGACCCCUUCGGACAUAUCAUUCUGAAUUCGAUGCACAAAUACCAGCCAAGACUACACAUCGUUAAAGCGGAUGAAAACAAUGCGUUUGGCUCCAAGAACACAGCUUUCUGCACACACGUAUUUCCAGAAACGUCCUUCAUAUCCGUGACGUCGUAUCAGAACCACAAGAUAACCCAGCUGAAGAUAGAAAACAACCCGUUUGCCAAGGGCUUCAGGGGAAGCGACGACAGCGACCUGCGCGUGGCAAGAUUACAAAGCAAAGAGUAUCCGGUGAUCUCCAAAAGCAUUAUGAGGCAGAGGCUGGUGUCCACCCACGGUCAGCUCUCUGCUAAGCCUGACGUCAGCUCGCUCCACGGGAGCCACCAGGGUCUCCAACACUACCAGUAUGAGAACGGCGCUCACAUGCAGUUCGCGGCAUCGGAUGCCCAAGACCUGCCCCUCAACACCUUCGCGGCGCAAAGAGAAUCGGGGCUCUUCUAUCACUGCCUGAAGCGGCGAGAGGGUGCCCGACAUCUGGACUUACCCUGCAAACGCUCUUAUCUCGAAGCCUCCUCUUCCGUCGGGGAAGAGCACUAUUUCCGGUCGCCGCCUCCAUACGACCAGCAAAUGCUAAGCCCCUCCUACUGCGGUGACGUGACGCCGAGGGAGGCCUGCAUGUACUCUAGUUCGGGUGCGGAAAUUGCCGGCGUCUCGUCAGUGGAAGAUUUGCCUCCUCCCCCUCCCCCUUUGAGCUGCAAUAUGUGGACUUCAGUUGCACCUUACACCAGCUACAGCGUUCAGACAAUGGAAACCGUUCCGUACCAGCCGUUCCCUGCUCACUUCACUGCCACCACCAUGAUGCCGCGCCUCCCUACCAUCACGAACCAAGGUUCCCAGCCUCCGGGCAACAGCCCCUUCACGGUGUACAAUCAGCUUUCGCAGUCUCAGGUCCGGGAGAGAGUCCCCGCGCCGUCCUUCCCGAGGGAAAGGGUGCACCCUUCCGUGUGCGAGAGGAAGGCCCCCUCUCCCCACAUAAGCACAGCCAAUGAAUUUCUGUACUCGCAAACCUUCUCGCUGUCGAGGGAAUCCUCUUUACAGUAUCAUUCAGGCAUGGGGACUGUGGACAACUGGACGGACGGAUGA
Elgaria multicarinata webbii is the source of this 1626-nucleotide messenger RNA. RefSeq names its product T-box transcription factor 4 (gene TBX4). The transcript has 8 exons. The coding region runs from base 1 to 1626 and encodes 541 amino acids. The record is from RefSeq and is a predicted model, not a curated record. Gene Ontology annotation, biological process: regulation of transcription by RNA polymerase II; angiogenesis; positive regulation of DNA-templated transcription. NCBI's taxonomy places the organism in Eukaryota, Metazoa, Chordata, Lepidosauria, Squamata, Anguidae. Gene Ontology annotation, molecular function: RNA polymerase II cis-regulatory region sequence-specific DNA binding; DNA-binding transcription factor activity, RNA polymerase II-specific. Gene Ontology annotation, cellular component: nucleus.